Molecule: messenger RNA, 612 nt
Organism: Thermochaetoides thermophila DSM 1495
Lineage: Eukaryota; Fungi; Ascomycota; Sordariomycetes; Sordariales; Chaetomiaceae
Product: monooxygenase-like protein
Exons: 3
Coding region: 1-612 (203 amino acids)
Molecular function (GO): iron ion binding; monooxygenase activity; oxidoreductase activity, acting on paired donors, with incorporation or reduction of molecular oxygen
Source: RefSeq, a predicted model, not a curated record
AUGAUGCUAUCGCAACACUGGCGGAUCCCCGAGGCCCUUACAGAUCUGCCGUUCAUCUCCAGUUUUUAUGAGAUCUUCACAGACCAUCCCGGGAACCAUUCUCAACACCCCCAAAAGUACGGUCGUGUCAUCAAAACAACCAACACGGGGAAGACCACCUACUUAACCGACAGCCCUGAUGUUGCUCUGGUCGCCCUCACUGAGUCCGCUAAUUUCACCAAAAAGAUCGACGAGGACCAUCCGCUAUGGGAUAUCGAAGACAACAUCUCCAUUUUCAUCAAAAAUAGCGAAAAUGAGAACUGGCGCCUGACACAUAAGUUCCUCCCUCCCGUCAUGGACCCCAAAGCCAUGAAGCAUCACAGGACCUGGAACGUGUACCAGUUUAUGGCUAAGUUGGCAUCACAGACCGUGGCCAAGUUUGCGCUUGGCACAGUUCUCAAGCAGUUUGAGUCCAGCAAUACCCCCAGUCCACAGUGUGGUAACGAAAUUGUCAACCUGCUGGCCCUCAACAAGAUCGUCGUUGCGCGAGGGGAAUGGUACCACUUCCUGCCCUUCGGUAACUCCGCGCGGCUCGAGAUAGUGCAGAAGACAAUAUACGAGUAUCACCAGUGA